This is a messenger RNA of Geodia barretti, 471 nucleotides long. The record is from the annotation of a GenBank genome assembly. Lineage: Eukaryota; Metazoa; Porifera; Demospongiae; Tetractinellida; Geodiidae.
ACUCUUCUAUCAAAGAAGGUAACGACUCUCAUUUGCACACCAGAUGAAAAAAUUAAAGAUAUCAAGUUGAAGGUUGAGCAAAAGGAGGGCAUACCCGUGGAGCAUCAAGCUCUGCUCUUUGAGGACGACGAGAUGACUCUCAGAGAGGCCAACAUCACACCUGGACUACACAUUCAAGUAUUCUAUGAUUUUGCUUCAUUUGCUCAAGUUGACCACAUUCACUCUAUGGAAACCUACCUGCAACAAGAAUGCUCUCUUGUUCUUCACUCAACUGCACUCUAUUGUAGUACUCAGAAGAUUUGUGUUUUAAAGAAACAAGUUAACGAAGCAAAACUUGAAAGAAAAGGAAAAGAAAUAGAAGAAGAAGGGUUCAAAGAAAAACUUCUGAUUGAAACUUCUGUUUUGCAGGGAAAAUUUGAUAAAAUGGAAUGGGAAUAUGAAAUGGAGAGGAAUGACCAUGCAGCAAAACUG